AUGUGUGUGCGUGCGUGCGUGCGUGCGUGCGUGCGUGCGUGCGUGCGUGCGUCGCGUCGCGCCGCGUCGCGUGCGUCGCGUGCGUCGUCGCGUGCGUCGCGUGCGUCGCGUCGCGUCGCGUCGCGUCGCGUCGCGUCGCGUGCGUCGCGUCGCGCGUCGCGUCGCGUCGCGUCGCGUCGCGUCGCGUCGCGUCGUCGCGUCGCGUCGCGUCGCGUCGCGUCGUCGCGUGCGUCGCGUCGUCGCGUCGUCGCGUCGCGUCGCGUGCGUGCGUCGCGUCGUCGCGUGCGUCGCAUCGCGUCGCGUCGCGUCGUCGCGUCGCGUCGUCGUGCGUCGUGCGUCGCGCAUCGCGUCGCGUCGCGUCGCGUGCGUCGCAUCGCAUCGCGUCGCGUCGCGUCGCGUCGCGUCGCGUCGCACGCGUCGCGUCGCGUCGCGUCGCGUCGCGUCGCAUCGUGCGUCGCGUCGCGUCGCGUGCGCGUCGUCGCGUCGCGUCGCGUCGCGUCGCGUCGCGUCGCGUCGUCGCAUGCGUCGCAUCGCGUCGCGUCGCGUCGCGUCGCGUCGCGUCGUCGCGUGCGUCGCGUGCGCGUCGCGUCGCGUCGCGUGCGUGCGUCGCGUGCGUCGCGUCGCGUCGCGUGCGUCGUCGCAUCGCGUCGCGUCGCGUCGCGUCGUCUCGCGUCGCGUCGCAUCGCGUCGCGUCGCAUCGCGUCGCGUCGCAUCGCGUCGCGUCGCGUCGCGUCGCGUGCGUGCGUCGCGUCGCGUGCGUCGCGUCGUCGCAUCGUCGCGUCGCGUCGCGUGCGUGCGUCGCGUGCGUCGCCUCGCGUCGCGUCGCGUCGCGUCGCGUGCGUCGCGUGCGUCGCGUCGCGUCGUCGCGUCGCGUCGCGUCGCGUGCGUCGCGUCGUCGUCGCGUCGCGUCGCGUGCGUCGCGUCGCGUCGCGUCGCGUCGCGUCGCGUCGCGUCGCGCAUCGCGUGUCGCGUCGCGUCGCGUCGCGUCGCGUCGCGUCGCGUCGCGUCGUCGCGUCGCGUGCGUCGCGUGCGUCGCGUCGCGUCGCGUCGCGUCGCAUCGCGUGCGUCGCGUGCGUCGCGUCGCGUCGCGUGCGUCGCGUCGUCGCGUCGCGUCGCGUGCGUCGCGUCGCGUCGCGUCGCGUCGCGUCGUCGCGUCGCGUCGCAUGCGUCGCGUCGCGUCAUGCGUCGCGUCGCGUCGCGUCGUCGCGUCGCGUCGUCGCGCAUCGCGUCGCGUCGCGUCGCGUCGCGUCGCGUCGCGUCGCGUCGUCGCAUGCGUCGUGCGUCGCGUCGCGUCGCGUCGCGUCGCGUCGCGUCGCGUCGUCGCGUCGCGUCGCGUCGCGUCGCGUCGCAUGCGUCGUCGCGUCGUCGCGUCGCGUGCGUCGUCGCGUCGCGUCGUCGCGUCGCGUCGCGUCGCGUCGCGUCGCAUCGUCGCGUCGCGUCGCGUCGCGUCGCGUCGCGUCGCGUCGCGUCGCGUCGCGUCGCGUGCGUCGCGUCGCGUCGCGUCGCGUGCGUGCGUCGUGCGUCGCGUGCGUCGUGCGUCGCGUCGCGUGCGUCGCGUCGCGUGCGUCGCGUCGCGUCGUGCGUCGCAUCGCGUCGCGUCGCGUCGCGUCGUCGCGUGCGUGCGUGCGUCGCGUCGCGUCGCGUCGUCGCGUCGCGUCGCGUGCGUCGCAUCGCGUCGCGUCGUGUAUUUCAGGAUACUUGCAUAGCAGUAGCAAACAACUUGCUGUCUGA
Molecule: messenger RNA, 1731 nt
Organism: Hevea brasiliensis (rubber tree)
Lineage: Eukaryota; Viridiplantae; Streptophyta; Magnoliopsida; Malpighiales; Euphorbiaceae
Exons: 2
Coding region: 1-1731 (576 amino acids)
Source: RefSeq, a predicted model, not a curated record